This is a messenger RNA of Hemicordylus capensis (graceful crag lizard), 1556 nucleotides long. Its product is annotated as kelch-like protein 23. The coding region runs from base 151 to 1485 and encodes 444 amino acids. The transcript is spliced from 2 exons. The record is from RefSeq and is a predicted model, not a curated record. NCBI's taxonomy places the organism in Eukaryota, Metazoa, Chordata, Lepidosauria, Squamata, Cordylidae. Gene Ontology annotation, molecular function: protein binding.
GAUCAGGAGAGAGUGGGUCUAUUUAUAGGGUCAGACAGUCACUUCUAUAUUGGUCCCAGACUGCCAGCCACAAUUCCGAGGCCUUUAUGGGAACCAAGAGCACUGAACAGGGAGGACAUAAUCUGUGAUCGGCCUGUUUGUGCAGGCAGCAUGGCCAGCCAGGAGGAGUUUAAGGAAACAGCACUCCAGGCAAACCCAGAAGGUGACACCAUCCUGGAGGUGGGAGGGAAGCUGUUUCCUGUCAACAGGUGGGCUCUGGCAUGCCACAGCCGGUACUUUGAGGCCAUGUUCUUUGGGGGCACCAAGGAGCGCACCGAACGGCAUAUUCAGAUCAGAGGGGUUGAGGUGGAACCGUUCCAGGCCCUUCUGAGCUUCACACGGACGGGCACCAUCCACAUCACGCGGCACAACGUUACUGACCUCCUGGAGGCCGCUGACUUCCUCCAGUUUGAGCGUGCCAAGAAGCACUGCGAGAAGUUUCUAGAAAGGGAGCUCCAUGUCUCCAACUGCCUCAGCCUGAUGGCCUAUGCCCAGCACUUUGCCUGUACAGAGCUCUGUCCGGCAGCCCUCUACGUGGCCCUCACUCACUGGGCCGAAGUGGCCACCCAGGAGGAGUUCGAGGAGCUCUCCAAAGAAAAGUUAUUGGAGCUGCUGCACAGCGACGACCUCUUUGUGGCCCGCGAGGAAGUGGCCUUUGACACGGUGAUACGGUGGGUGACCACGGACCUGGCGGGCCGGGAGAAGGACUUCCUGGAACUGGUUGGCCUUGUCCGGGUCCCUUUCCUGAGCCUCUCCUUCCUGGACCUCCUGGUGAAGCGCAGCAAGCGCUCUGGGGGGGACGCCUCGGCUCAGCUGGUGAAGAAGCUGGACAGCUGCCCGCCCCCCAGCUGGAGAGACGUGGCCCAGUUGCCCUGCAGCAGCCGGAGCUACGAGACUCUCUACGUGCUGGCUGGGAAGCAUGACAAGGAGCAGCAGGAGCUCUUCCAGUUCCACCCCAAGACCGGCACGUGGCAGCCUUGUGCUCCCCUCCAGCGCAAGAACCUUACCCAGUGUGCUGUGGCUGCAGUAGGGAACUUCCUCUUCGUGACGGGUGGCUACUUCCUGGAGGAGUUUUUCUGGGCCACCGUGGACUGGGUGCUGAUCUACAACAGCUGGGACGACAGCUGGCUGGAGGGACCAGCCAUGAGGAAGGCUCGGAACAGCCACUGCGCGGUGGGGGUCGGCUUCCACCUGUACGUGAUGGGGGGAAGCACCGAAGAGGGAAUCGUCCCAGAUGUAGAACGCCUGGCACCGACGGAUUCCGCGUGGGAGACCAGGAGUCCCCUGGUCCACUCGGUGGAAAGAGCUGGGGCGGUCAGCGUGGGGACACGAAUCUAUGUCAUCUGUGGCCUGGAUGAGAAUGGAGAUGUCUGCCGGGCAGUGCAGAGACUGGACGUGGAGACUGAUGUUUGGGAUGUCAUUUCUUUCUCGCCGCUGCCUAGGUGAGGCUCGACACAGCUUCCCCCAUGGGAUUCUAGGACAAGUCGGGACCUGCCACAAAACGUUGUGGUGCUUCU